AAAUUAUGGGCUUUGCCUGGAAGAGUUGGAAGUUGCUAUUUGCAAGUAUUAAUCAGUUCUAGGCAUUUCUGUCCAGAGCCCAUGAAGGAAAAGGAUGUGACCAAACCCAGAGUCCGAGACCCAGAGGAGACAUUGUGCUUGGGAAUUUGGACUAUCCCUCCUAAUUCCAAACUCAAUGUAUAAAUUCUGACAUUUUUCCCUCCCAAGGUCCCUACAUGGAUAAUUUGGGUAAUUAGUUUUGCUUUGUCGAAGAUUUUCUUUCAUACCCAUCUCUCCAAACCAGCGAAACCAAGUAUUGAUAUUAACAGAUUCAGAAAAAAAGUUUUUUUCUCUUAUUUAAUUGGUUUUUAAAAAAAAAAUCUCUUUUUUCGUAAAGCUUUGUUACCGCUUCGAUGAAUCCUUACGACCGUAGAUACGGCGACCCCGAAUCUUACCGUCAGCGAAGGAGUGAUUUCAUGGGCCAACCGCCUCCGGUAGGUCUACCAGCUAUGGGCCCGGAAAUGGUUCCGCCAGCUGGUGCUACCUCUUAUCCCCGGGGUGGAAACGUUCCUUACGGAGGCCCACCGACUGCGCAGCCGCCGACUUUUCAGGGAAGAGUAUCCGGAGCCGUCCCAGGUACAGGAAAUUUCGAUACGUACCCGAGCUUCCAACCAGUCGCGGGAAGAUUAGAGAUGGGCCGCGGUGGGGGCAUGGGUAAUGGUCAUGUUGGAGACAGGAGAAGCGACGGGGCGAGAGGUCGUGGUGGCGGCUUCAGAGGUGGUGGAGGUGGUCGUGAUGGCCGUGGUGGUGGUGGGAGGGGUUAUGGGGGAAGGCACGGAGGGUCGUCUAGAGGGGAUUUAGACAAUGUUUCGCUUCCAAGGCAAAAUUUUGGAAAUUUGGUUCCUUUUGAGAAAAACUUUUAUGUUGAGAGUCCUGCAGUUAGAGGAAUGACAGAGCAAGAAGCUAUGGUUUAUCGUAAAACACGGGACAUUACAGUUCAAGGACAUGAUGUUCCAAAGCCAACAAGGAUGUUCCAUGAAGCCAAUUUUCCUGAUUAUUGCCUUGAGGUUAUUGCUAGAUUGGGUUUUGUUGAACCAACGCCAAUUCAGGCUCAAGGGUGGCCUAUGGCUUUGAAGGGUAGGGAUUUAAUUGGCAUUGCUGAGACUGGUUCUGGUAAAACGCUGGCAUAUUUGCUGCCGGCAUUGGUGCAUGUUAAUGCGCAGCCACGAUUGGCGCAUGGUGAGGGUCCUAUUGUAUUAAUAUUAGCACCUACGAGAGAGUUGGCUGUUCAGAUUCAAGAAGAAGCUGCCAAGUUUGCGACUCAUGCUAAUAUCAGAAGUACUUGCAUCUAUGGUGGUGCUCCUAAAGGACCACAAAUUCGGGAUCUUAAAAGAGGUGUUGAGAUUGUAAUUGCUACACCUGGUCGACUGAUAGACAUGCUAGAAGCUCAACACACAAACUUGCAAAGAGUGACUUACCUUGUUCUGGAUGAGGCUGAUCGAAUGUUGGAUAUGGGGUUUGAGCCUCAAAUAAGAAAAAUUGUUGCUCAGAUUCGGCCUGACAGGCAAACAUUGUACUGGAGUGCAACAUGGCCAAGGGAGGUUGAGUCUCUAGCAAGGCAGUUUUUACGCAAUCCAUAUAAGGUUAUAAUUGGAUCACCUGAUCUUAAAGCAAACCAAUCUAUAAACCAAGUUGUUGAAGUCGUAACAGAGCUGGAAAAGUACAACAGGCUAAUCAAAUUGCUCAAGGAAGUGAUGGAUGGGAAUCGAAUACUCAUAUUCAUGGAGACAAAGAAGGGAUGCGACCAAGUUACUAGGCAGCUGAGAAUGGAUGGAUGGCCUGCUCUAUCCAUCCAUGGUGAUAAAAACCAGUCUGAAAGAGAUUGGGUCCUGGCUGAAUUUAAGAGUGGCAGAAGUCCCAUAAUGACUGCUACUGAUGUGGCUGCACGGGGUCUUGAUGUAAAGGACAUAAAGUGUGUGAUCAACUAUGAUUUUCCUUCCAGCCUGGAGGAUUAUGUACAUAGGAUUGGUCGAACUGGUCGAGCAGGGGCUAAGGGAACUGCUUUUACCUUCUUCACGCAGGCAAAUGCAAAGUAUGCUAGGGACCUUAUCAAGCUCCUGCAAGAUGCAGGGCAGGUUGUCUCUCCUGCAUUAUCUACAUUGGCCCGCUCUGCUGCUUCAAGUUUUGGAGGUUCCAGGGGAAACUUCCGCUCCAGAGGACGUGGAGGUUACGGUAAUCGUUCUUCGAUAUCAGGAUCAAAUACAAUACCUCUUGGUGCAAGGAGGCCUUGGUAGAUUGCAUCUAUGUGUUUCUUGCAAGUACCUGUGUCUAUGUCCAACAUAUAUCCGACAGACAUGGAUACGGAGGUACAACCCUCCAAAUAUACGGAAAAACUUAAAACUUGAGCGUACCUGUCUCGGACACAUAUCCGAAUCUGACACUCAUCCCCAAAUCCAAGUACCAUAGGUUUGCAUAGUGUUGCUGCUGCUAUGAGCCCUGAUAUCCAGGAGAUUGUUUUACAGUGUUCUGUGUAGGAUAAUGUUUUACAGAUUCAUAUGAAAGUGAAUGGAAAUGUUAGUUUGGCAUAUCAGUUGUGCCUGUCUUACUUAUUUUGUCCAUAUACCAAGAUGAUUAAUAAGAGAAAAACUGCAAAUUUAUUCUUU
Molecule: messenger RNA, 2642 nt
Organism: Theobroma cacao (cacao)
Lineage: Eukaryota; Viridiplantae; Streptophyta; Magnoliopsida; Malvales; Malvaceae
Product: P-loop containing nucleoside triphosphate hydrolases superfamily protein
Molecular function (GO): nucleic acid binding; RNA helicase activity; ATP binding
Source: RefSeq, a predicted model, not a curated record